Messenger RNA from Meriones unguiculatus (Mongolian gerbil), 1681 nucleotides. RefSeq names its product mucin 21, cell surface associated (gene Muc21). The transcript has 4 exons. Lineage: Eukaryota; Metazoa; Chordata; Mammalia; Rodentia; Muridae. Bases 1 to 1566 code for a protein of 521 amino acids. The record is from RefSeq and is a predicted model, not a curated record.
AUGACUGUGCCACGCGUGCACGGUGAGGAGGGCAGCAGCCGGCACCGGCUCCUGGAGCUGCCCGUGAAGCGCCUGCCCAGGGCCGCCUGUGCUGGAGUCCUUUAUAACAGCGCCUGCCCAGGGCCGCCCGUGCCGGAGCGCUUUAUAACAGCACAGGGCAUGUUGUGCGUCACCCAGCUACCUGUGUCUGUCCACACCUCCAGCGCAAAUCCCAGCUCUGCAUCCACGCUGAGCACCGCUGAGGCCAGCACAGCUACCAGCUCCACAUCGGCCUCUACGCCAAGUGGUUACAGCACAGGCCCCAGCCCUUCAUCCGCCCCAGUCACCGCUGAGGCCAGCACAGGCUCUGACCCUUCAUCCACCCCAGUCACCGCUGGGACCAUCACAGGCUCUGACCCUUCAUCCACCCCGACCUCAUCUGUGACCAUCACAGGCUCUGACCCUUCAUCCACCCCAAUCACCGCUGGGACCAUCACAGGCUCUGACCCUCCAUCCACCCCAAUCACCGCUGGGACCAUCACAGGCUCUGACCCUCCAUCCACCCCGACCUCAUCUGUGACCAUCACAGGCUCUGACCCUUCAUCCACCCCGACCUCAUCUGCGACCAUCACAGGCUCUGACCCUUCAUCCACCCCGACCUCAUCUGUGACCAUCACAGGCUCUGACCCUUCAUCCACCCCGACCUCAUCUGCAACCAUCACAGGCUCUGACCCUUCAUCCACCCCGACCACCACUGCAACCAUCACAGGCUCUGACCCCUCAUCCACCCCAACCUCAUCUGCGACCAUCACAGGCUCCAGCCCUUCAUCCACCCCGACCUCAUCUGCGACCACCACAGGCUCUGACCCUUCAUCCACCCCGACCUCAUCUGCAACCAUCACAGGCUCUGACCCUUCCUCCACCCCGACCACCGCUGGGACCAGCACAGGCUCUGACCCUUCAUCCUCCCCGACCUCAUCUGCAACCAGCACAGGCUCCAGUCCUUCAUCCACCCCGACCUCAUCUGCGACCACCACAGGCUCUGACCCUUCAUCCACCCCGACCUCAUCUGCAACCAUCACAGGCUCUGACCCUUCCUCCACCCCGACCUCAUCUGCGACCAGCACAGGCUCUGACCCCUCUUCCACCCCGACCACCGCUGGGACCAGCACAGGCUCUGACCCUUCAUCCUCCCCGACCACCACUGGGACCAGCACAGGCUCCAGCCCUUCCUCCACCCCGGCCACCACUGCGACCAGCACAGGCUCCAGCUCGGGCCUGCGUCCCGGCAGCAGCUCUAGCCUGACAGUUUCAGCAGGAACACACAGCACCUCCAUCCACACGGACACCAUUGCUGCGACUCCAGAGAUGGAGGAGAAGUCCAGGGGGUCCCUGAAGCCUUGGGAAAUCUUCCUCAUAACCCUGGCAUCUGUCGUUAUGGUUCUGGGGCUCUGUGCUGGGCUCUUCUUUUAUGUGAGAAGAUACCUGUCUCUGAGAAAUGCCGUCGACGCUGGCAUAUCGCUCUACAACUGCCACUAUAGUCCUGAAGCACCCCACACGCUUCCGGGGAGUCCUGCCUGGUCCUAGGGAUCUUAGUCUUCAAGGCCACGGAGAUGAGUGGGAGAUAACCACCGCUCCUGCUGUGAAGCCAGGGCUGCCUCCUUCAGGGGGAGCCGAGCCACUGCCGCCGCCCCUUCUGCAU